Molecule: messenger RNA, 1386 nt
Organism: Xenia sp. Carnegie-2017
Lineage: Eukaryota; Metazoa; Cnidaria; Anthozoa; Malacalcyonacea; Xeniidae
Product: zinc finger FYVE domain-containing protein 21-like
Exons: 8
Coding region: 333-1142 (269 amino acids)
Molecular function (GO): metal ion binding
Source: RefSeq, a predicted model, not a curated record
AACUACUUAAAACCACAAAAAUUUUCAAAAUCCUGAAUAUGAGUAACAACAGGACGUAUUGCAUGCGCAUUGGAUCACAUGAAAAUAUUAUAUGAAUCAUAAUUGUUCUAGAGAAGAUAUAUUUUCCCGUCAAGAAAUGCGAAUCUUAAACAUAAGAAAGAAAAGAAAAACAACAUGCAUAAUAUUUGCAAGUCAUGUAAACUCUUUGGGAGCUUUUUUAAGUUUUUUUUACCUGAUAACACAGAUGGACAAAAAAUAGAGAGAAGAAUGAUAGCAACAAACAUCAUCAUCAAUUAUCAACGAAAACAUAAAGUUUCUAUCACUGCGGUUGGAUGCAAGAUCGGAAAUUGUCGAAGCUUUGCGGGAAUUGUCGAAACGUUUGCCGCUAUCUUGCGGCAACUUUCCGACGAAGUACGAACUACAAAAAUUUGUUUACUUGCUGUACACACAAAAAGAUAAAGGAGCGGAUGGCGUCCGGAAAAUCACUCGCAAGAACCAAGAGUGGCUUGCGAAUGCUACCUAACAAUGAACAAGAUCGUUCUCCUUUUACAAUAGAAGAACCACCGUGGCAACCUGAUGACCAAUACAAUUCUUGUAUCAAAUGUAAAGUUGUGUUUGAUUUUUGGAAGAGACGUCAUCAUUGUCGAAGAUGUGGAAAUUUAUUCUGUGGAUCAUGCUGUGAUCAAAAAGUUCUCUUGUUAAGACUGAAUUUUGUGGAUCCAGUUCGUGUUUGUGAAGAAUGUGCAAUUGUUGCAAGAAAAGAAAAUGAAUUCUUUAAUAAAUCUCUCAAAGUUUUAAUUCAUGGGGCAAACUUUUACAUUGGCAAUUCGUGCGAUAAAAGUUUUCACUGUCAACUAAACCACAAGAAUCACAGAGAAAUCAUAAUUGGCAAAGGUGAAGGUGUUAUUGAUUUAACAGAGUUGGUCUCUGUAAAAACUAUCUCAGAGAACCCUGAAACACCAGGUUCUACCUUACCUGUAGUAACUGGGCUAAUAUUCAAAUGCAAAUCUGAGAGGAAAAACAAGAUAGAAACUGUUGAACUUCGAGCUUUAGAACCAUCACAAAAUGGCAGGAAAGCAUCAUUAAAUUGGAUCAUCGCCAUGCAAAAAGGAAUAAAAAUAUUAUUUGAAGCUGGAAACUGAUGAAGACUAUGAUGAUAUUUGGUUAAUGUGUAAAACAAAAGUGAUAUUUUACACCAAUACUAUCAUGAAGUCAUUUACAAUUAACUAGUAAAUAUGUAGAAACCACCAUUUUUACCAUGUGUGUUAUCUAUUGUGUGUUAUACUUUAACCAACUGAUAUUGGCAAAUAGUUUGGUGUAAAUUCUUAAUAAACAUAUUUGUAUAUAGUAGUCAAAAGGAAUAUUUUACAAAAUUAUUCAUUUUUA